CGAGGUUGAAGAGGACAUCGUCGAGGAGGGCGGUCUGUCAGAGCCACUGAAAGAGUGCCGGUCCAAGGCCGCCAGGGACCGAGCCCCGCCCAGUGACGCCGACACGCGGACGGGCGAAGUUCCAUCGACUGAGGCGGUGAUGCGAGCGGACGGGGCGACCGAGUCGCGUCAUCCGCCGCCGUCUUCAUUGACCUUCACCGAGCUCCACACGGCGCUUGGCGAGGCGCAUGUGGCGGAGAUUAAGCGGCUGACCGCGCUUGUGGAGGAGGCGGCGCAGAAGAACCGGAAGCUGAUUGCCCUGGGCACAGAGGCGCAGGCAAAGGCUCUUGCCGAGGCUCGGGAAGGGUUCGUCAAGGAGUCCUUCUACCGUGAAGCCGAGUUCCGGGCGCAGCAGGCCGAAGAGGCCCGGAAAAGGGCAAAAGCGGAGGUGGCGGAAUUGACGAAGGUCCUGGAGCAGAAGGGCCGGGAGCUGGAGGACGUCAUCGCCGAAUACAAGCCGUGGCCGUCCGACUGCGAUCAACGCUCCGACUCGCCCAACGCCGGCUCGCCUAAACGCGAGCUCGCCCAGCCCGGACUUGCCAGGGUGGACCCGUCGUCGCGCACUCGCCUGCCGCCUACUCGCCAGGCUCAGGGCCUCGUUCGCCGUGGACUCGUCGCCACCGGCUCGUCAUGCCUGGCGACUCGCCUUCGCGGAAUCGCUGCGCUCGGCGACUCGCCCACCACGUCGACUCUACCAGCGUUUAACAGCUAA
This is a messenger RNA of Lolium perenne, 751 nucleotides long. NCBI's taxonomy places the organism in Eukaryota, Viridiplantae, Streptophyta, Magnoliopsida, Poales, Poaceae. The record is from RefSeq and is a predicted model, not a curated record.